AUGACAUUAUGGGCCUUAAGACAUGCAAUUCCAUUUCCUCCAUAAAACAAAACAAUGUCCUUGUCUCUUUUCUUCCUUCUCAUUCUCAUUUUCUCUUCUUCCACUUCCUCAAGCACCACCAUAAUCCUCCAAGGCAAUACCACUCUCAAGAGCCCCAACAACACCUUCCAAUUGGGCCUCUUCUCCUUCUCCUUUUCCUUCUACCUCGCCAUCCGCCACACCUCCCUCCCCUUCCCCAACACCACCUGGGUCGCCAACCGCCUCCACCCUUCCCCAACCCAAACCGGUUCAAUCCUCCACUUAACCCAAACCGGUUCAUUGAUCCUAACCCACUCCAACACCACUCUCUGGAGCACCGCCCCCACCUUCAACACCUCAUCAAACCUCUCCCUCAAGCUUCUCGACUCCGGUAACCUAAUCCUCUCUGCCCCCAACGGCCUCGUUCUAUGGCAGAGCUUCGAUUCCCCCACCGACACGUGGCUCCCCGGCAUGAAUCUAACUCGCUUCAACUCUCUAACCUCCUGGCGAACCCAAACCGACCCGACUCCAGGACUCUACUCUCUGCGGCUAAAGCCACCGUUCUUUGGCGAAUUCGAGCUCGUCUUUAACGACACCGUUUCUUACUGGUCCACCGGAAACUGGACCGACGGAAAAUUCCUCAACAUCCCCGAAAUGUCCAUCCCUUACUUAUACAGCUUCCACUUUCUCUCCCCUUUCUCCCCCGCCGCGGAGUUUGGAUUCUCCGAACGCGCGUCGGAGACCGGAACCCAACCUCCGACGAUGUUCCGUGUGGAGCCGUUCGGACAAAUCCGGCAGUACACGUGGAACAACCAAGCAGGCUCCUGGAAAAUGUUUUGGUCCAUGCCCGAACCCGUUUGCCAGGUUCGCGGACUCUGCGGAAGGUUCGGAGUUUGCAUUGGAGAAACUUCGAAGCUGUGUGAGUGUGUCAGUGGGUUUGAGCCUCUGGAUGGUGAUGGGUGGGGUUCUGGUGAUUAUUCGAAAGGGUGUUACCGUGGGGACGCGGGGUCUGAUGGGAGUGAUGGGUUUCGAGAUCUGGGGGAUGUGAGGUUUGGGUUUGGGAAUGUGAGUUUGAUCAAGGGGAAAUCUAGAAGCUUUUGUGAGGGGGAGUGUUUGAGGGAUUGUGGGUGUGUUGGGUUGAGUUUUGACGAAGGGAGUGGGGUGUGUAGGAAUUUUUAUGGGUUGCUUUCGGAUUUUCAGAAUUUGACUGGUGGUGGUGAAAGUGGGGGUUUUUAUGUUAGGGUUCCAAAGGGGGGAUCUGGUGGGAGGAAGAAGGUGUUUGAUAGGAAGGUUUUGAGUGGGGUUGUGAUUGGAGUUGUUGUGGUUUUGGGGGUGGUGGUGAUGGCUUUGUUGGUGAUGGUGAAGAAGAAGAGGGGUGGUGGAAGAAAGGGGUUGGAGGAGGAGGAGGAAGAUGGGUUUGUGCCUGUGUUGAAUUUGAAGGUGUUUUCUUACAAGGAGCUUCAGUUGGCGACGCGCGGGUUUUCGGAGAAGGUUGGGCAUGGAGGGUUUGGGACUGUGUUUCAAGGGGAGUUGAGUGAUGCUUCGGUUGUGGCGGUGAAGAGGUUGGAGAGGCCGGGGGGUGGGGAGAAGGAGUUCAGGGCUGAGGUGUCCACAAUUGGGAACAUUCAGCAUGUGAAUCUUGUGAGGCUGAGAGGGUUUUGCUCUGAGAAUUCUCAUAGGCUUUUGGUUUAUGAGUAUAUGCAGAACGGUGCCCUUAAUGUUUAUUUGAGAAAGGAAGGGCCUUGUUUGAGUUGGGAUGUUAGGUUUAGGGUUGCUGUUGGGACUGCUAAGGGGAUUGCUUAUUUACAUGAGGAGUGUAGGUGUUGCAUCAUACAUUGUGAUAUCAAGCCCGAGAACAUUCUUUUGGAUGGGGAUUUCACUGCCAAGGUUUCGGAUUUCGGGCUGGCAAAGCUCAUCGGGAGAGACUUCAGCAGGGUGUUGGUGACCAUGAGGGGGACGUGGGGGUAUGUUGCGCCAGAGUGGAUUUCCGGAGUGGCGAUUACCACCAAGGCGGAUGUUUACAGCUAUGGAAUGACGUUGCUGGAGCUAAUUGGCGGUCGGAGGAAUGUGGAGGCGCCUCUGUCUGCUGGAGGAGGAGGAGGUGGUGGAGAGAGUGGUGAUGAGAUGGGAGGGAAGUGGUUCUUCCCGCCAUGGGCCGCGCAGAGGAUAAUCGAGGGGAAUGUGAGUGAUGUGAUGGAUAAGAGGCUUGGGAAUGCGUAUAACAUUGAGGAGGCUAGGAGGGUUGCUUUGGUUGCAGUUUGGUGCAUUCAAGAUGAUGAGGCAAUGAGACCUACAAUGGGUAUGGUGGUGAAGAUGUUGGAAGGGUUGGUGGAGGUGAGUGUUCCUCCACCACCCAAGUUGCUUCAAGCGCUGGUUACUGGGGAUUCCUUUCAUGGGGUGAAGGCUGAUUCAGGCAAUGGUGCGUCGUCUACUGGUGGAAGCUUAUCUGAUGGCGACUUGGAAGUGUCAACUGCUGAUUCUGAAUCAUAUACAGGGAAUGUUUUUUCUCCUUUGGAUGUGAAUGUCAAUGUUAGUGUUCGAUAACAAAGUUCUGGGAUUAUCCAGAUUAUAGAGAUGUAACUUAGUAAGCACCCCUUCUCUCCCCUUUUUUUUCUCUCCAAGGAGAGGAUGGGGAAAAACAAGUAACAUUUGAUGUGGAUGUAAAUUAGUUGCCUUCAGGAUGUUGGAACUUGGAAGAGUGGUUUACUGAGCUUCUUAAUUCAAAUAUUCUUCUUCCAAAUGAAUGAAAUAUUAACUUUAUAUA
This is a messenger RNA of Glycine soja, 2782 nucleotides long. RefSeq names its product G-type lectin S-receptor-like serine/threonine-protein kinase SD2-2. Lineage: Eukaryota; Viridiplantae; Streptophyta; Magnoliopsida; Fabales; Fabaceae. The record is from RefSeq and is a predicted model, not a curated record. Gene Ontology annotation, biological process: recognition of pollen; protein phosphorylation. The transcript has a single exon. Bases 55 to 2562 code for a protein of 835 amino acids. Gene Ontology annotation, molecular function: protein serine/threonine kinase activity; ATP binding.